Messenger RNA from Ilex paraguariensis (yerba mate), 1932 nucleotides. Lineage: Eukaryota; Viridiplantae; Streptophyta; Magnoliopsida; Aquifoliales; Aquifoliaceae. The record is from the annotation of a GenBank genome assembly.
AUGGCUGAUUCGCGAGUUCAAGUGAACAUGUCACAUAAAACUCGCUUUGCUUCGAAAUCGUCUCGCAAUGUUCACAAAGUUCCUCUCAAAGACAAGAGCAAGAUUGCAAAAUCCGAACACAAUGUAGCUAAAGGAGCUCGAGCAGCUCGAAUUCAGCGCAAUAAGAUGAUGAGGGAGCAGAAACGAGCAGCCCUUUUGAAAGAGAAACGGGCCUCCAGUGGAUCAACUAGUCCUCCACGUGUUAUUGUGAGCAUCUCGUUACGUAGUGUUUCUGUUUAUGACAAUGAGGUACUUUUUGGCCUUUCUGCUCUCGUGAACCUGAAUGCACUUGAAGAAGAUCUGUUGGCAUUAUUAUCAGAAGUGGGAACUGGCAUUGUGUUUCCUGCAGUUGCUUCAUCCGAGUACAAGCUGAGAACUACGUUAGGCUUUAUUAGUCUUUAUCUCUCAUGUACCUUUCAUUUGAAGAUCUAUUUUAUUGGAUCGAAGUUAUGGAUGAUAGAAGGAUGUGAAGGCUUGGAGGUCCUGAAGGCACCUCAUGGUGAUUUGUUGGCAUGCAUGGAAAUGGCCAAGGAUCUACCCAUCGACUUGAAGAGAAGACAUGAUUUGAAGAAGACAUGUACUUCUAUCCUGGCUUCUGAAUUUCCUCAGGACUCUAAGUUUUAUGCUGCAGAUACAAAGGAUGAGUUACAUAAGUUCAUGUGGCUUUUCAAAGAGCACAGGCUUACAGUUCCUCAUCAGCAUAACCAGCGGGCUUACCUAAUGGCUCAAAGGGUUGAUUUCGUACCCAAUGAUUGCAAUUCUGAAACAUGUACCCUCGUCCUCACUGGUUAUCUCUGUGCUCGCAAUCUUGCAGUAGAUCAGCUGGUUCAUGUUUCAGGUGCUGGGGAUUUUCAAAUGUGCAAAAUUGAACUUCUCAAGGAUCCAUGUCCUUUGAAUGCAAGAAAAGGGGACUUCAUGGAUUCAGACGAAGUACAUGAUGUACAGGUCAUCACUGCCCUAAACCCUGAUCCUUUGAAGCAAGAACCUUUGCUUAUUGAAAAUGUUCCCGAUCCUCUGGCAGGAGACCAGACAUGGCCAACAGAGGCAGAAAUGGCAGAAGCCGAUAGAAUUCACAAAGAGAAAAAGCUGAAAAAGAGGACUCUUCCCUGCGGCACUUCUGAAUACCAGGCUGCUUGGAUUGUGGAUGAUUCAGACAUGGAUGAUUCUUAUGGUGAUGAUGAUGCAGAUGAUGUUGGUAUGGUACUGGAUUCCAGAGAGAGUGGUAAUCCGGGCCAAGAAGGCAAUUUUGAGUUGGAUCUUGUUGAUGACCAAGCGUCUCUUAUACUCAACAGGGAAUCAGAUGAAGAAACUGAAGUUGAGUCUGUGAUGAUGGAGGGUGAUAAAAUGACAAAGGAGCAGAUAGAGGAUGAGAUUCGAAAAAUCAAAGAUGAGCAUGCUAAAGAUGAAGGUGCUUCUCUUUUCAGAUGGCUAAUCUUUGUUCUUCUGGAGCCAUUAGCAGAAUCUCUACCUCUAGAAUAUGCCAGAAUUUUUGCAUUUGAUAAUUUCGCAAGAACACAGAAACAUGUCCUUGCUAAAGCUCUAGAAAUGGAGCAAGGGAGCAUGGAUGAAUGUAUACCGGCAGGCUCUUAUGCAAGAAUUCAUAUUAAGGAAUUUCCACAUGCUGUUGUUUCCAAAUUAUGUGAGCUUGCAAAGACAAUGCCUGUAACUACAUGCGGCCUCCUGCAACACGAGUCCCAAGGUUUCUGUCCUUCACUUCAGUUACCUCAACGAGUUUCAAAAUUGAAAGCCUCAGUAAAAUAUAUGUUUCAUAAUCCAGAAGAUGUGAAAUGGUUCAAGCCGGUGGAAAUCUGGACGAAAUGCAGACGCCGUGGUCGCAUUAAGGAACCUGUUGGUACACAUGGUAUGUUGCUUAUAUCUUUGCAAACCGAAUAG